This is a messenger RNA of Condylura cristata (star-nosed mole), 1424 nucleotides long. RefSeq names its product tubulin, alpha 8 (gene TUBA8). Gene Ontology annotation, molecular function: GTP binding; structural constituent of cytoskeleton. Gene Ontology annotation, cellular component: microtubule; cytoplasm. Bases 60 to 1409 code for a protein of 449 amino acids. NCBI's taxonomy places the organism in Eukaryota, Metazoa, Chordata, Mammalia, Eulipotyphla, Talpidae. The record is from RefSeq and is a predicted model, not a curated record. The transcript is spliced from 5 exons. Gene Ontology annotation, biological process: microtubule cytoskeleton organization; mitotic cell cycle.
UCUGGAGCACUUGGGGUGGGCAGGCCAGGCUGCGAGGCGCGGGUGAGAGAGCGGCCAGGAUGCGGGAAUGCAUAUCGGUCCACGUGGGUCAAGCAGGCGUCCAGAUCGGCAACGCCUGCUGGGAGCUCUUCUGCCUGGAGCACGGCAUCCAGGCGGAUGGCACCUUUGGCGCCCAGGCCAACAAGAUCAGCGAUGACGACUCCUUCACCACCUUCUUCAGCGAGACCAGCAACGGCAAGCACGUGCCCCGGGCGGUUAUGGUGGACCUGGAGCCUACCGUCGUAGAUGAGGUUCGGGCUGGAACCUACCGCCAGCUGUUCCAUCCAGAGCAGCUGAUCACCGGCAAGGAGGACGCAGCUAACAACUAUGCCCGGGGCCACUACACAGUGGGCAAGGAGAGCAUUGACCUGGUGCUGGACCGCAUACGGAAGCUGACAGACGCUUGCUCUGGCCUGCAGGGCUUCCUGAUUUUCCACAGCUUCGGCGGGGGCACUGGCUCUGGGUUCACCUCCCUGCUGAUGGAACGUCUCUCCCUGGACUACGGCAAAAAGUCCAAGCUGGAGUUUGCUAUCUACCCGGCCCCCCAGGUGUCCACAGCUGUAGUUGAGCCCUACAACUCCAUCCUCACCACCCACACCACCCUGGAGCACUCUGAUUGCGCCUUCAUGGUGGACAACGAGGCCAUCUAUGACAUCUGCCGCAGGAACCUGGACAUCGAACGCCCCACCUACACCAACCUCAACCGCCUCAUCAGCCAGAUCGUGUCCUCCAUCACUGCCUCUCUGCGCUUUGAUGGGGCACUCAACGUGGACCUCACCGAGUUCCAGACCAACCUGGUGCCCUACCCCCGCAUCCACUUCCCUCUGGUCACCUACGCCCCUAUCAUCUCUGCUGAGAAAGCCUACCAUGAACAGCUGUCUGUGGCCGAGAUCACCAGCUCCUGCUUUGAGCCGGCCAGCCAGAUGGUGAAGUGUGACCCAAGACAUGGCAAGUACAUGGCCUGCUGCAUGUUGUACCGGGGGGACGUGGUCCCCAAGGAUGUGAACGUCGCGAUUGCUGCCAUCAAGACCAAGAGGACCAUCCAGUUUGUAGACUGGUGUCCCACGGGCUUUAAGGUGGGCAUCAACUACCAGCCUCCCACGGUGGUCCCCGGGGGAGACCUGGCCAAGGUGCAGCGGGCCGUGUGCAUGCUGAGCAACACCACAGCCAUCGCUGAGGCCUGGGCCCGCCUGGACCACAAGUUUGACCUGAUGUACGCCAAGCGGGCCUUUGUCCACUGGUACGUGGGGGAGGGCAUGGAGGAAGGGGAGUUUUCUGAGGCCAGAGAGGACCUAGCUGCCCUGGAGAAGGACUACGAAGAAGUGGGGACUGAUUCAUUUGAAGAAGAAAAUGAAGGGGAGGAAUUUUAAAUAUACACGUGCCCC